GAUCGUCUGUCCCACAACAUUUACAGCACUCAUUUUAGGUAUUCGUUGAACAUCGACCCUCCAUCGAGAUAAUUGGCGAUCUUGUAUUUCUAAACUUGUUGGGGCUGUAAUCCAAGCUCUCUGAACCCAUUUCCAAGCGUAGUUCCUCCCAACUUAGUUCGAGUGUGCCCGACUCUUUCUCACCAUGUCGUUGGCUGACGAAUUGCUAGCCGAUUUCGAGGAGCUGGGUGACGAUGGGGAGGAUGACGCCCAGAAGCAGGACGCCGAGGAGGAAGAGGAGCAGCUGGAGGAGAUGAUGAUGAUGGGCGGAAAGCUGAACAUCAAACAGAUUGCAAAACUGCAUGGCUCCGAGCAGCUGACAAGAGUAUUACAGGAAAUAAGCAAAUAUGCUGGGCAGGAGCGGACAGAUCCUGUUGUUGGCCCAGUGGAGCAAGAUCCUGAGUACAUGAUUAUCGUCGAGGCAAACAAUAUAGCUGCGGAAAUUGACAAUGAAAUUGCUGUGGUUCACAAGUACGUAAUUGAUGAGUACAGCAAGAGGUUUCCAGAGCUGCAGUCACUCGUCGUGGCACCACUGGAGUAUGUUAUGACCGUCAAGAGGCUGCUCAAUGACCUAGAAGUGACCAAGUCUGAGCUGGCUGAAGUGCUGCCACCAGCCACUAUCAUGGUGGUAUCCGUGACUGCCUCCACAACUCAAGGAAAGCGACUUCCAGCCGACGACAUACGCCGAGUGGAAGAGGCUUGUGACAUGGUGCUGGAACUGAAUGAAGCCAAGCUAACGAUCUACCAGUACGUCGAAGGCAGGAUGUCCUUCAUCGCGCCGAACAUCACCAUGAUUGUCGGAGCACCUGCCGCUGCCAAGCUUAUGGGUAUCGCUGGAGGUUUGACGGCACUCGCCAAGAUUCCCGCCUGCAACAUCAUGGUUCUGGGAGCAGCACGUCGCCUCCUGUCGGGUUUCUCCUCUGCACAAGUACAGCCGCACACUGGCUUGCUGUUCUACUGUGAUAUCGUACAAGGCGUGCCACCGGACUACCGUCGCAAGGCUGUACAUCUGGUCUCGUCCAAGUGUGCACUGGCAGCCAGAGUGGACAGCUUCCACGAGUGCAUGGAUGGCUCCAAAGGCCAGCAGUUCCGAGAGGAGAUCGAGGAGAAGCUCGCCAAGCUGCAGGAGCCAGCGCCACCCAAGCAGCAGAAGGCACUGCCCCGUCCCGACGACGGCGUGCGAAAGAAGAGAGGUGGCAGAAGGGUGCGGAGCAUGAAGGCCAAGCUGGCUGUAUCCGACAUGCGUAAGCAAGCCAACCGGAUGACAUUCGCCGAGAUCAAUGAAGAUGCGUACCAGGAGGACCUGGGUGUCCAUACAGGAAACCUGGGCAAGGGUGGUACUGGCAAGCUGCGUGCGCCCGUCAACGACAAGAAAACCAAGGUCACCAUGUCCAAGCGGUUACAGCGUGAAGUUCAGCGGCAGCAGACUUCCGGUGGCCGUACGUCAAUUCGCGGUGCUGUGUCCGGUACAGCGUCCAGUGUUGCUUUCACUCCUCUCCAGGGUCUGGAAAUUGUCAAUCCUCAGGCGGCGGAAACGACGGCACCAUCAUCGUCCAACAAGUACUUUGGUGCCGGUGGUGGAUUUUCCCGCGUCAAGCCGGGCGCAAGCUAAGGAUUGAACAGCGCCGCCGAUGGCUUGUAACCCUCCAGUGCUGAGCUGGUCCGGGCUGUAAUGCUGGCAUAGGCGUGCGAGAGUGCUACCAGCGAUACGCUGCUUGCUGGACCACGACUGUCUAGUGUGCAAAGCCCUGUCCACUCGCUGUAAUGGCAUUGCAGCUGGUACUCUUGUGUUCAGCUGAAUGCCUUAUGCCCUCUACUGCCUCCUCCGUGUACGAGUGUACAUUUGGUACCAUGGCGGUAUAUGUGUCAGCCGUUUGUAUGGAGCAUAUGCGGUAACCAACGCUCGCUCGAGGCCACAUCUAGACGCUGCUCGUACUGUGCUCACAUCACCCGACUUGAAUGCUUAUAUUCGGCUCACUUGGAGACCAGCAUUCUGUUUGUGUGGGUGGCGUGUCUUAUAGGGUCGGGCUCGGAAGAAGUUUCCAUUUGGCCGCUGGCGGCGAAGCUGGAGACUGCCUUGGUAUGCAUCCCAUGCCUGUGCUUGUGUUCGGUAUCGUGUGGCUAAUCGUCAUCCUUGACAAAUGUGUGUUCUUUCCACGGAACCACCCGAAAGCACACAUGCGUAUCUAUCACGCAAGUCACGCGAGUAAUCUGUGAAAAACUUCCACUAUGCAUACCCUGCUCAUGAAAUUUGUUAUUAAAAAAAUCUUGCUCGUGUCUCCGUUUUAUGACGGCGCUCAAGUCUUGCUUCUCAAUCGGUCAUUUUUUUAUGCUCACUUGUUUAGUUUUGCUGUUGAAUGCGUUUAGUUAUUUUAAAAAAAUGUUUUCACGGA
Sycon ciliatum is the source of this 2432-nucleotide messenger RNA. RefSeq names its product U4/U6 small nuclear ribonucleoprotein Prp31-like. The record is from RefSeq and is a predicted model, not a curated record. The transcript has 16 exons. NCBI's taxonomy places the organism in Eukaryota, Metazoa, Porifera, Calcarea, Leucosolenida, Sycettidae. Gene Ontology annotation, biological process: spliceosomal tri-snRNP complex assembly; mRNA splicing, via spliceosome. Gene Ontology annotation, cellular component: U4 snRNP; precatalytic spliceosome; U4/U6 x U5 tri-snRNP complex. The coding region runs from base 185 to 1651 and encodes 488 amino acids.